AGUGCUUAUCUUCAUUUACACUGCUUCAAUAUUUUGUCUUUUACUAAUUGAUGUUCUCAAAUUGUUCGAGACAUUGUUUCCUUAACUUGUCAAAGUAUGAAAAAUUAUCCUGCUGAAUUUGAGCUAAGUUUCAGUUUACUUUUAUCAAACUCAUAUUUUCUUGACUUAUAAUUUUAAAUUCAUGUUGCUGUUAGAAAUUUCUUGAGCAUUCCCCUUCAAAUCUAAGUGCUGGAUCCCAGUUUUUAUGCUGAAAAGUCAGAAAUCCUGGAGUGAUAAGAUAGGUGGGGUUUGUGAAUCAAAAAGAUUGAAAGAGAGCUGGCUGGGGUUGGGUUUUGCAGAUUUGUCUAUACUUAAAACUAUAUCAUAUCUUAAGCAAUGAGUAAUGUCUUGAAAAAUAAAAUGAUGUGGGACCUUGCUGACCUUUACAUUAUGCAUUGUGUUUCUGCCCUUAAAAAAAAUCUUAAAAAAAUGAUUUGUGGAACAGUUUAUAGAAGAUAGAGAAAUUAAAAAACUACUUUGUUGUGGAUAUUAAUUCAGGUUAAUGUGGCUGGGAGUACUUGUCACCUUUCAAAUUUAUGCUUGUAUUAAUGAUAAAGGUCCAAGAACAAACAUGGAGAUUGGACUUGAGAAUUUUUUUUUUUAAAGAAAACCAAUUAUAGGAAAUUGAUCUCUCUCUCUCAGUUGUGCACGCUUCUGCACUGUGGGACCUGAGCCUUCAUUUGGUGAAAAAAUGUUUGUAUGUCUUUGUCCUAGACUGAAACAAGUGGCAGAGAUUUAGGGUUUUCAUGUUUUUCUAGGGAAGUCUUUGCUUUUUGUAAGGAUUUUUGUUUUGUCCAUAACAAUCUUUAUUCUGCUGGAUGGACCAUGUGAAUCAUUUUUUUUAGCUUCAAAAGUUACCAAUUUCCCCUGAUGUCAAAGCUUGGUCCUUAAUCCUUAUGCUUCUCAUGGGUUUUGUGAACCUUUGCUGCACCAUGGUUCGUUAUUAAUUGGUUGAGAUGUGAAAUAUGGAAGUUGUCAGAAAUCUUAUUUCUGGGGAGAUAAGAGAUAUGGCUUUGAAUUGUUAAAGAGUACUUGUUUUAUGUUUAGAUAAAGAUUGAAGUAAUAUGUCAUCUGGACUAGAAACUAUAAAUUAACAAGAGAUAAUGACAUGUUUUGAAUUUAACAAUAAAAAAAAAAGGAUAGAAAAUUUGUUUAUUAUUUAAAGGAAAUUGCUUCAAUGCUUCAACUGGGCCUACCUCUGGAAACAUAACAGUGGCAUAUUCUCUUUGAAACAAUAUAAUUAACUAAUGAGUUUUCCAAUAGUACAAGAGACCAAAUAGAGUUUCCCUAUUGAAUAUCGCACCAGACAGCUAUCAUUUUGACAAGAAAUUUAAUUAAGUAGAGCACGUAUAAUCAUUGACCUUUCCAUUAUCAGACUGGUACAUGUACUUUACUCAGCCUCUUUAAAACACAAUCAUUGUUUCAGGGCUCUGCUUAUGCCUUAUGAGCUUGUUAAGUUGAAAUUGUAAUUAGAGAAGGGUAGAGGUUGGAUGGGCAUGUCCACUUUCAGCUCUCUUUUCCAAUUUCCAAUAGCUUGAGAAGAAGUGUGCCUGGCAUGUGUUCUUCUGAGAAAGUGGCUUUAGAAAGUUAUGCAUUUCAGUUCUAACCUUGAGUCAGAUAAAGUUGGAUACUAUCAUCCACUUCCUGAUUCAGAGUCUUCUUCAACCUCAGAAACUGAUCUGAAAAAUGAGAAAAGAAACAAGAUAUGGCAUGAGGAUGCUGCUGAAGGUGGAUCGCAAGAACACGAGGGACCACAGGGUGUUUCAGCUCACAGAAAGACUCACAUUAACAAGUAUGCUCUUGGUGGUGCCAUUCUGGCCUCCACAAACUCUGUUCUCUUGGGCUAUGAUAUUGGAGUGAUGAGUGGUGCAAUACUCUACAUCAGAGACAACCUCAAAAUCUCAUCAACACAAGUGGAGAUCUUGGUGGGUUGCCUUAAUUUAUGUUCACUAAUUGGAUCCCUUGCAUCAGGUAGAACAUCUGAUUACAUUGGCAGACGGUAUACCAUUGUUCUGGCUGCAGCCACAUUCCUAAUUGGCGCUCUUUUAAUGGGACUGGCACCAUCUUUUAUAUUUCUAAUGGCUGGAAGGGUAGUUGCUGGCAUUGGUGUUGGCUACUCCCUAAUGAUUGCUCCAGUCUACACUGCAGAGCUCUCACCAGCCACGACUCGAGGCUUUCUAUCUUCCCUUCCUGAAGUCUUUAUUAAUAUUGGAAUACUACUUGGAUAUAUCUCAAACUAUGCUCUCUCAAGUCUUCCUGAGAACAUCAACUGGAGACUAAUGCUUGGACUUGCAGCUUUGCCAGCUAUUCUUGUUGCUUUAGGUGUCCUGGUGAUGCCAGAGUCCCCUCGUUGGCUUGUCAUGAAAGGACGGUUCGAUGAUGCAAAGCAAGUUUUGAUAAAAACUUCGGACUCAAAGGAGGAAGCAGAAUUGAGAUUAGCUGAAAUGAUAGAAGCUGCCAAGGCCCCAGGAGCUGCUUCAAGCAAUUGGCAAGGACAGGGUGCUUGGAAAGAGUUAUUGUGUAGACCGUCUCCCCCCAUUCGCCGAGUUCUCAUUGCUGCAAUUGGAGUUAACUUCUUCAUGCAGGCUUCAGGCAAUGAUGCUGUUGUGUAUUACAGUCCUGAAGUGUUGAAGGACGCUGGAAUCCAGAGCAGGCAACAGCUUGUAGGUGUUACAGUAAUCAUGGGAAUAGCCAAAACAUUCUUUGUUUUGGUUUCAGCUCUUUUCUUGGACAGAUUUGGGAGGAGGCCCCUCUUGUUGUUGGGGUCCACUGGGAUGGCUGCUUCACUGGCUGCCUUAGGUGUGGGCUCAAAGUAUCUAGAGCAGUCAGACAAGAAGCCUGUGUGGGCCAUUGCAUUGUGUAUAGUGGCAGUAUGUGCUGAUGUGUCCUUCUUUUCAAUUGGGCUUGGUCCAAUCACUUGGGUCUACUCAUCAGAGAUAUUUCCUAUGAGGUUAAGGGCUCAAGGUUCCAGUUUGGCAAUAUCAAUUAACAGAUUGGUAAGUGGGAUUAUUGCCAUGACAUUUUUAAGCAUUUCCAAGCUAAUCUCGUUUGGAGGAAUGUUUUUUUCAUUGGCAGGGAUUAUGGUAGUUGGUAUAGUUUUCUUUUAUUUCUUCUUGCCUGAAACUAAAGGCAAGACCUUGGAAGAUAUUGGGAUUCUGUUUGAAGAUAAAAUUCCUGAGAAUGAAACACACUUUCUUUCUUAACUAAAAAAUGCAUGCAGUUCCAAUUCCUUUUGCAUUUUCAACUUGGAAAUGCAUAGAAGCUUAGUAGUUGGGGGGAACAUGUGAGUUGUAUAGAUUGGAAUGUGAUGAAAAUGGUUUUUGCCUUGUAUGAGAUCGGUAGCCAUGGGAGGUUGCAAAAUUGUGGGAGAAUAGUCCAUUCAUUCAUUCAUGUAUAUAGUUGGAAGAGCAUUUUUUGGGUUAAUAUAGGUUAUAUUUGGCGUUGAAGUUCAUGGGCUAAAAUACACAUUUCAAAAUGUUGUUAGAAAAAACAAAUUAGAAAUUUAAGGUUUUUUUUUUGUCAAAGAUAAAAAGUUUAUUAAUGCACGAAAACAGCUGCAACGACAAAGGCCGCAUGCUUCCAUCACUAUCGAUUCCCGUUAAUGAACUUGCGCCACAAGCCAGCCAAUAGAAGCAGCGCUGCAUGCUUCCAUCACUAUCGGUUCCCGUCGAUCGGAGAGACAAAACAAGGAGCGAACGGAAUCGAGACUUUUGGAAGUUAAUUUAUAUGGAAUUUAAAGCUUCUGCAUGAGUUACCAAUCUUUCUUUGGAUAGACUCUCUGCAAUGAUCGUCUGCACAGAAUUAUUCCUUCAGCUAUGAAUAGAAAUGCUGUGGGCAGAAA
Molecule: messenger RNA, 3880 nt
Organism: Manihot esculenta (cassava)
Lineage: Eukaryota; Viridiplantae; Streptophyta; Magnoliopsida; Malpighiales; Euphorbiaceae
Product: polyol transporter 5
Exons: 3
Coding region: 1629-3242 (537 amino acids)
Biological process (GO): transmembrane transport
Cellular component (GO): membrane
Molecular function (GO): carbohydrate transmembrane transporter activity
Source: RefSeq, a predicted model, not a curated record